Molecule: messenger RNA, 989 nt
Organism: Aspergillus piperis CBS 112811
Lineage: Eukaryota; Fungi; Ascomycota; Eurotiomycetes; Eurotiales; Aspergillaceae
Product: pectate lyase family protein
Exons: 5
Coding region: 18-989 (323 amino acids)
Molecular function (GO): pectate lyase activity
Source: RefSeq, a predicted model, not a curated record
UCUCUCUCCUAAUCACAAUGACCAACUUCAAGUGGAUUGUUGCCGCUGCCGGCCUCCUGUCUGGACAGGUCCUGGCUGCCCCUACUGCCACUUCUACCCAUGCCAAGCGCGCAACCGUCAGCGACGCUGCGUUCGGCUAUGCUAGCAUGAACGGCGGCACCACCGGUGGUGCCGGCGGUACUACCACUACCGUCUCGUCCUACGCUGCCUUUACCUCCGCUGUCUCUGGCGAUGACGCCAAGGUCGUCUACGUCGACGGCACCAUCAAGGAGACUGCCGACCAGGUCAAGAUCGGCAGCAACACCUCCAUCAUUGGCAGGGACGCCAACGCUAUCCUUGAGGGCUUCGGAGUUCUCGUCAAGGAGAAGGAGAACGUUAUCAUCCGCAACCUCGGUGUCACCAAGGUCCUCGCUGACAACGGCGAUGCCAUUGGUGUCCAGUACUCCAACAACGUCUGGAUCGACCACUGCGAUGUCUCCUCCGACCGUGACCACGAUAAGGACUACUACGACGGUCUGAUUGAUAUCACCCACGGAUCCGACUACGUCACCGUCUCCAACACCUUCAUCCACGACCACUGGAAGGCCUCCCUGGUCGGCCACUCCGACAGCAACGAGGACGAGGACAGCGGCCACCUCACCGUCACCUACGCCAACAACUACUGGUACAACGUCAACUCCCGCGCUCCCUCUUUCCGCUUCGGUACCGGCCACAUCUACAACAGCUACUACCUUGACGUGAGCGACGGCAUCAACACCCGCGAUGGCGCCCAGCUGCUCGUCGAGUCCAACCAGUUCGUCGACUCCAAGAAGGCCCUCUACUCUACCGAUGAUGGCUACGCCGUCUCCAACGACAACGACUUCGGUGACGCCAAGAGCACUGCUGAGGAGGGCACUCUGACUUCCAUGCCUUACGACUACACCCUUCUUGGUUCUGCCAAUGUCAAGGCUGCUGUUGUCGGCACUGCCGGUCAGACUCUCACUUUCUAA